AAAAUAAUGUGUUAAAAUAUUUCCAUCAGCCUCAGCUGCACUUUAGUGCUAAUAAGCAAGUGUUAGCAUGUUAAUACGGAGUUGAUAACAAUAGUGACACAAUACCUGCUAAACAUCAGCAGGUGACUUAAAGCAGCGCUGUGUGUUACGUACAGCCUCACAGAGCUGACAGAAUGGCCAUAUGCUCUUUGACUUGUAUUCUCUCUUAAAGUCAUCCAAUCAUUCCCCCUGAAAAGCUGAUUUAAUUUCAGUUCACACAGUAUAGUUGUAACAUGUCUGUUUGUUUUUCUGCAGUUAGAUACGUUUUACAAAAUAUGUCUUUCUAUAUUGCAAGCUUAAAAAUGAUAUUUUUUUACUUCUGCACUAUUUUUCAUCUUAUAUCUUAGCUUCUCAUUUUUACUUGUGUCAUUUUCUUGCGGACUCAUGUCAGCUCAAGUCGUAAAUGUGCUGGACGGACCUUUUUCACUGGUAUUUGUUUUAAUAAUGGUUAGUAGUAAAACGGCUCAAACAAAUCUUUGUUUUAUGUCUCCUCUCUUCACGAUAAUCUACAGAACAAUUACAACAGGCUGGCUUCACUACACUGGAUUCCUGUCAAAUUUAGGACUGAGUUCAACACUCUUUUAAUGCUCUAAAAAAUACACCAGGAGUGUUGGUGGUAGAGAUCAAACACAAUAUAACAGAGAACAAUAGCAGCACAUGUCACUCAAUGCUUUCCCUUACCUGGUUUUAUUUUGUGCUUUUUUAUUUGUUAUUUAUUUUGAUUAUUUUGUGUUUAUUGUACUGUUACUCCAAAUGGGUUUAUUUUCAGAUUCACCAUACUUAUCUAGAGACAGACAAUAUUGUAUCAGACAUCUGCUCCUCUCAGCUCCCAGCCUCCCUCAGUUCUCCUGUUUGUGUGUUUGUGCACUUGGCCUGAUUAUUCCUAAAGACUUCAAGCUGUUCCGGACUUCUCAGUCUGUGUUUUGAGGCUGGAUGUCUGCCACCCCUCAUGGGAUUGUCUUGUUAUUCUCAUUUUGGAAAUUAUAGCCAGCUGAAUAGGAGCCGCUGGAAUCAGGUUUUGUAAACUGAGUGCAGACUGUCCCAGAUCCAAAUGAAUAAAUACUGAGUGCGUCUGUUCUAACCACCAGUGUCCCUACCACAGUCCUGUAACACCAUGCUCCUCUUCAGCACCGCCGUCUUGCUGGCAGCAACCUGUCGGCUCAUAAGUGCAGGCUUCCCCACAGAGACAGUUACCACCUGUGAAGGCAACCAUGUCCAUCGGCUGAGCUGUGAAACUGGAGUGAUCAGUGUUCAGGCAGCUCUGUAUGGACGUGCAGACAGAGAGACCUGCAGUGAGGGUAGAUCUCAAGGAAAGCUUGCCGAUACAGAGUGUUCUCUAGAGGGCGCAGUGGACAUCCUCAGGAGAAGGUGUAAUGGGAAAAGGGCGUGUGAACUUAGUUCAGGUGUCUUUCCAACUGAUCCCUGCAGGGGCAUCUAUAAGUAUCUGCACACCAAGUACACCUGCAUCCCAGCAAUUUACCAGGUGACAUGCGAGCACUCUUUGGCAUACCUGCACUGUGAUGAAGGGCAGGUUAUGGCUAUCCACGGUGCUGAUUAUGGACGCCACGACCAGACCACAUGCUCCUACAAACGGCCUGCUGUUCAGAUCCAGAACGCUGACUGCUCAAGCCACAGCAGCGUUGUUUCUGACAAGUGUAAUGGGAAAAACAGCUGUAUUAUCAAAGCAAGCAACACAGUGUUUGGAGACCCCUGUGUUGGCACCUACAAGUACCUGGAGGUGGCUUACACAUGUGAAUCAUAUGAAAGUUCAGAGACAACACAGAAUAAAUACAGGUGUGCUGUGUCUGUUCCAUCAACCAUUAGUCCCACUGCUCACCUGAGACUGGAUCUUGUUAAAACCAUGCUUCACUUCAGACUCAGCACCACACUCUUGCUGGCAGCAACAUGUUCACUUAUGACAGCAGUUGUUUCCACAGAGAGAACUAUCACCUGUGAUGACAGUCACAACAUACAGCACUUGAGCUGUGAUGUUGGAGUGAUCAGUGUGCAGGCAGCUCUUUAUGGACAUGCAGACAGAGAGACCUGCAGUGAGGGCAGACCUCAAGAACAGCUUGCCAAUACAGAGUGUUCUCUAGAGGGCACAGUGGACAUCCUCAGGAGAAGGUGUGAUGGCAAGAGGGUGUGUGAACUAAACACAAAUGUUGUCCGUACCUCUGAUCCCUGCUCUGGCAUCUACAAAUACCUGGAAACCAACUACACCUGCUUCCCAGCAAUUCACCUUGUUACAUGUGAGCACUCUUGGGCACAUUUGUAUUGCGAUGAGGGCCAGGUUAUAUUUGUCUACGGUGCAGACUAUGGACGUCGUGACCAGACCACAUGCUCUUACAAACGGCCUGCUUCUCAGAUUGAGAAUGUCCACUGCUCAGACCCCACUAACAAAGUUGCUGAGAGGUGUAAUGGGAAAAACAGCUGUAUUAUCAAAGCAAGCAACACAGUGUUUGGAGACCCCUGUGUUGGCACCUACAAGUACCUGGAGGUGGCUUACACAUGUGACUAUCCUGUGAUCACUCAAGGGGAGUCAACGGAGUACUAAUAAGAUCACAAUACAGAUGUAUUAAAUAAAAGAUAUCAAAUCAGCA
Messenger RNA from Scatophagus argus, 2639 nucleotides. RefSeq lists its product as uncharacterized. The record is from RefSeq and is a predicted model, not a curated record. NCBI's taxonomy places the organism in Eukaryota, Metazoa, Chordata, Actinopteri, Scatophagidae. Gene Ontology annotation, molecular function: carbohydrate binding. The transcript has 18 exons. The coding region runs from base 1154 to 2593 and encodes 479 amino acids.